Abrus precatorius (Indian licorice) is the source of this 2304-nucleotide messenger RNA. Its product is annotated as acyl-CoA-binding domain-containing protein 4-like. Bases 117 to 2264 code for a protein of 715 amino acids. The transcript has 16 exons. Gene Ontology annotation, molecular function: protein binding. The record is from RefSeq and is a predicted model, not a curated record. NCBI's taxonomy places the organism in Eukaryota, Viridiplantae, Streptophyta, Magnoliopsida, Fabales, Fabaceae.
GUGAUUCUCUGACUACGAAGAUAAUGUGAUUAUCCUUUGAAGAGCUUUAGUGUUUGUUUUCAGCUUUUUUGUUGUUCACUUGAUUCGUGGCUCUGUUUUGAGCUUUAAAGUAGAAGAUGUUCGGGUUCUCUCGUAGGCAUAAGAAACUUGGCAGCAGAUUGAAGGUUCAGCUUUCUGACACCACCCAGGGAACUAGAAGUCCCAUUAGGCACCCCAAGCGAAAUGUGAACUCCAGUGGUGAUGGAGUUGGAGAGAAAAGUGGUCAUUCUGAGGAAAUUGAUUACCACUUUUCAUCUGCUGCGCCUGAGAUAAGUACUUGUGCUUCAGGAAGCUCUGAGAAUUGGAUGGUGUUGUCAAUUGCUGGGGAUAAGCCCACUCCUCGGUCCUAUCAUGCAGCAGCUGUCAUUGAGAAUAAGAUGAUUGUGGUUGGUGGUGAAUCCGGGAGUGGAUUGUUAGACGACGUGCAGGUGCUGAAUUUUGACAGAUUUUCAUGGACAGCAGCUUCGUCUAAGCUUUACUUGUCGCCGAGCAGUUUGCCAUUAAAGAUUCCAGCUUGCAAGGGUCAUUGUUUGGUUUCUUGGGGGAAAAAAGCACUCCUCAUUGGGGGCAAAACAGACCCAGGAAGCGACAAAAUUUCUGUAUGGGCCUUUGAUACAGAGACAGAGUGCUGGUCACUCAUGGAAGCAAAGGGAGACAUACCGGUUGCUCGCAGUGGUCACACUGUUGUUAGGUCUAACUCUGUUUUAAUAUUAUUUGGGGGAGAAGACGUUAAAAGGAGGAAAUUGAAUGAUCUACAUAUGUUUGAUCUCAAGUCCCUGACAUGGCUUCCACUUCACUCCACGGGAACAGCACCUUCUCCAAGAUUCAACCAUGUGGCAGCUCUUUAUGAUGGUAAAAUUCUACAUAUAUUUGGAGGGGCAUCAAAAUCCAGGACCUUGAAUGACUUGUAUUCACUUGACUUUGAAACGAUGGCAUGGUCAAGAAUAAAGAUACGUGGUUUCCAUCCAUCACCUAGAGCUGGUUGCUGUGGUGUUUUAUGUGGCACUAAAUGGUAUAUUACAGGGGGUGGAAGCAAGAAAAAACGACAUGGAGAGACUUUGAUAUAUGAUAUUAUAAAAAGCGAAUGGUCUGUGGCAAUUGCAUCGCCACCAGCUUCUAUCACUACCAACAAGGGUUUUAGCCUAGUACUGAUGCAGCACAAGGAAAAGGACUUUCUUGUUUCAUUUGGGGGAUCCAAAAAAGAGCCAUCAAAUCAGGUGGAAGUGUUGAUAACAGAAAAGGAUGAAUCAGCCCUGGGAAGACAACCAACUUCUACCAAAGGUCCAAGAUCUAUACUACUUGAAAAGCAUUCAUUAUCUGAUGGAUUGGCCUCUCAACUUAAAAAUGUCUCUUCCCAACGGUUGAUUAACUCUGUUGUUCUACAAAAUCUUGCAUCUGCAAUUGAACAUGGUUCUGAAAGGAAAUCUCUGUCAGAAUCCCUGCAAGUACAAGAUUCCAAUUCUCUCCCUACCAACACCUCUCUUCGUAGGCAAUUUGAUCAUCAUGAAGAAUACGAUGCAGAUGUUAGGAUUGACAAGCAUUCAGAAGAUGAAAGUUCUUUCCCUCUGGCAGAUAGUCACAGAACUAAUCAAAAUGACCCUAGAAAUCACAUGAGCAUAAGUGGAGCCAAGACCAACAUGGAGGAACAGGUGUUGGUAUCUGGGAGUUCAAAUAAAAAAAAUAUAGGUUUUGAAAACCCCAUGCCAGAAAGUGAUGAUUUGUCAUUCCCUGAAAACAGUAAAUCAGGAGCACUGCCCACUGCUUCAAAUAUCCAUCUUUAUUAUGAAACUAAGUUGACUUCCCUAAUAAGAAAAUUUGGCAUUCUGGAGGGACAGUUGGCAGCUGCAUUGACAAGCAGAGAAGCUGCUGAUAAAAGCUUAGCAUCUGCCUUUAAAACCAGGCAGGAGAUGGAGAAAAAAUUGGCUGACACACUGAAGGAGAUGGAAUCACUGAGAGAGAAGGUAGCUAGUGCAGAGUUAGCCCAAGAAGAAGCUAGCAACCUAUCCAACAUGGUCCACUCUGACAAUGUAAGGCUUGAGCAUGAUGUGGCUUUCCUCAAGGCUGUUUUAGAUGAUACACAGAAGGAGUUGCACUCUACCAGAGGGGUUCUUGCAGCAGAAAGAACCAGGGCAUUCCAAUUACAGGUUGAAGUUUUUCAUCUCAAACAGAGACUUCAAUCAAUGGAAAACCGUGCACCUACUCCCAGGAAACCUUUUCAAGUGUAGUGAAGUUUUUGAAUGGUCAAUGAUGGCUAUAAACUUCAGC